AUGAUAAAAGUAAAGAGUUCAGGCAAUAUGGAAGCAGAUACAGCUAAGUACUUCCUAGAAGCCAUGUUGUUAUUAAGAGAUCGGUUCAAUGAAUCAAAAUCGAUAAGCGUUGAAGCUCAAGGUUAGGACAUCUGUGUGGCAACUUGUGUGUUAGAAUUAUUAAAGAAUUAAUUUCCUAAUAAUAAAAAUUCGAUAAAUACAAGUGGCAGUAUCAAAGACGUAUAAGACUGUGAAGUGAGUGGAUUAAAAAUAGACUUUUAAGUAUUAGAUUUUGGAAAUGAUGUGUACAAUCCAAUGAAUUACGUUGAAAAGUAUCUGCAAUAAUUAAUUCAAUAUGAAAAAUCAUAGAAACCAAAUAAUAACGAGGUUACAAAACCAAAAUAAAAUUAAUAAUAGCAAUAAUAAUAACAAUAAAAGAAGCAACAAGUCUAAGUAGAAUAGGGUUAACAAGUGGAUACAAAUACAUAGGAUGAUAUUUACAACAAAUGGAGUAAGCCAAAAAAUAAGAAUUAAUAGAGAAUACCUAAGAAUUACAAUGGGAAUGAUGAAGACUUGGAGACAGAUGGAUUGCAUGGAUUUGCUUAAGCUUUUGAUUAAAAAUAGGGGAGAAAUAAAAACGAGAGGAAGAAUUAAAAUAGAAGAAAUUAGAAUAUGUAAGAAGAGGUUGAUUUUUCUGAGUAGAAUUUUAUACGAGGAAAUAUAAAAUUUAGAGGAGGAUUAAAAAAUUGAU
Paramecium octaurelia is the source of this 730-nucleotide messenger RNA. The record is from the annotation of a GenBank genome assembly. NCBI's taxonomy places the organism in Eukaryota, Ciliophora, Oligohymenophorea, Peniculida, Parameciidae.